AUGGUGUUUCCACACAUGGCCUGGCAACGACCUUCCGAGCUAGGUACUUCACUGCCUGAUGAGCAGAGCCAGCAGUAUAGAGCUCCAGGAAGUUUAGCCUUGGGGGAGAAGGCCACUCUGCCAUCACUCUGCCACCCCAAUCCAACCCAAGACAACCUGCAUGCUCCCAUCAUUGUACCCGAUGAACAAAGCAAUUUCUGUAAAGCUACUCAACAAGACUCUGUCUUAACUUCAAAAAAUGCUUCUGAUUUGUUUUAUGAGUCACAAUGUCAAGAAGCACAUGUGAAAAAAAAUGACUUAAAGGAAGAAAACCUUAACCAUCCUUCAGGGGAAGGUGUUCUGCCACGCUGGGAAAAGAAGAUGGGGAGGAGUCAGGAAGGGAAGAACGUGAACUUACAGAAAAGUGGAGAUUCCUCGGAUGUGGUGAAUGCUGAAGAAAGGCCCAUCAAAGCUGCCAUAAGAGAAAAGACGCAGACAUUUGAAGACUAUUUGGAAGAGCAGAUUCAGCUGGAAGAGCAAGAACUGAAGCAGAAGCAGCUGCGGGAAGCAGAGGGACCAUUGCUAAUGAAAGCAAAACCCAAGCAACCAUUUUUAAAACGAGGAGAAGGUUUAGCUAGGUUUACUAAUGCUAAAUUUAAGUUUCAAAAAGGAAAAGAAAAUAAGGUAGUGAGUAGCCAGAGCCCUUCAGAAGACCAGUCUGUAUUUAAGGUCGACAGACAACACUUGCAGAGGAAAACUGCUCUCAUAAGUAAAGACCUGUGUGCAGAGGCCCCCACUGCUAAGAAGGAGAAGAAGGCCAGAACCAAGGCUGCUUCUGCCUCAUUCAGUCAGAAACCCAAAGUGACCAAGAUCAGUACGAGGGAAAGUCUCUCUCCACCAGGACUGAAAGCUCAGGUGGGGAAGAAAUGUGAUGGGCAGUUUGGACGCCAGAACAAAUUAGAAAGAAAUGUACAAACUAAUAAUAAGGAAAAUGUACCUGCGUGCUCAAAGCCCUGUGAUGCUGGUUGCAAGGUGUGGAAUAAGACACAGGUGAGAGAGAGACUUCCUCUUUCCACGGGGCCAGUUGGCUGUGUGGCCUCCAAGAGCCUGAGGAGUGAGAAGGAGAAAGAGACAGAGUUGUCCCUUGACAUUUCUUUCCAGAAAAAAUUAGAAAAUUGGGAACGAGAAAAAGAAAAGGAAAACUUGGAAUUAGAUGAAUUUUUAUUUUUGGAACGGGCUGCUGAUGAAAUAUCAUUUUCUAGUAAUUCCUCAUUUGUAUUGAAAAUCUUAGAGAGGGACCAACAGAUCUACAAAGGUCACAGGAUGUCUUCUACUCCUGUCAAAGCUGUGCAGAAGCAGAAGGCACAUCAGGUGGACCCUAACGGUCAGAGUAACCACGAGCUUCCCCGCCAUAAUGCUGCAUGUGAGCGAAAGAGUGAGUGUGAGCCCAUGCUCUUGUCACUGGCUUCAGGGCCACCUGAUGGUUUGAGGGAACUCUCCUGUAAACUUAGUCAGAAAGCCUUCCAGACCAGCACUUCUGAAAACCAGAGCCCAUGGGAUGCAAGUGAUGACAGUGUUGCCAACAGCGACAGCAGCACUGACUCUGAGGAGCAGCCUGAUGUUACCAUAAAACCGUCCACUGAGGCAGGGGAGAGGGUCUUCAGCAACAGAGAGGAUAGUCCCCAAGUCUGUGACACUAAAGGACCUUUUAGGGACACUGGUGCUCAAGAAGACAAAUGGCGAGAUGCCGAUCUGGAUCUGUCUGAUAAGGAGUGCAGCAGUGACGAGUCUGUCAUAGUUGAAAGCCUGAAACAUAACGUCUCGGAGCCAUCAAGACAACCCUCCUGUCAAGAUGGGAGUAAAAUUGACUUUGAUGAUGAAAGAUCUUGGACAGACCUUGAGGAGAAUCUGUGCGAACAUAAUGUUGCUCUCCGAGAUGAAGCCACACAUGGUGCACCCCUGACACAGUGCCCCAGUAGGAGUGAAGCAUGUGUUCUGGACAAAACAAUAAAAAGGAAGGUUGCAGCAGUCAAGAGGGGGGAAGACUUGAGCAAGUCUGACAGGGGCGGAAGUCCUCCUCCUCCAUCUGACCUGAUGAUAAAAUUCUUCCCUUCUUUGAAACCAAAGCCAAAAUUAGAUUCACACUUAGACAGUGAACCCAAGUUGAAUACAAGUCAAGACCAGCCACCAGGUGACAGGGUUCGAUCUCAGGUUCUGAGAGAGAAAGUUAUUGAAUUGGAAUCAGAAAUAGAAAAAUUUAAAGCUGAGAACACAUCUUUAGCUAAACUUCGCAUUGAACGAGAAAGUGCCUUGGAAAAAUUGAGGAAAGAAAUUGCUGACUUUGAGCAACAAAAAGCACGAGAACUGGCUCGAAUAGAAGAAUAUAAAAAGGAGGAGACAAGGAAACUACAAAAGGAGCGUAAAGUUUUUGCAAAGUACACAGCAGCUGCAAGAACGUUUCCAGACAAAAAGGAGCGUGAGGAAAUACAGGCUUUGAAACAGCAAAUUACAGAUUUACAGGAAGACUUGAAAAGAAAAGAAACAAAAUGGUCAAGCACACACGGUCGCCUCAGAAGCCAGAUAGAAAUGCUAGUCAAAGAGAAUACAGAUCUCCGAGAAGAGAUAAAAGUAAUGGAAAGAUUCCGACUGGAUGCCUGGAAGAGAGCAGAAGCUAUUGAGAGCAGCCCCAAGGCCUGCCAGUAUGUGACAGCCACAAAAAGGGAUGACACCAUGAACUCAUCAAUUCAAUUUCAAAAGAGUCAUGUUUCUUCGGGAGUCCAGGUAGAGAAAUACAAGAAAAACUAUUUGCCAGCACAAGGGAAUCCGACUCGAAGAUCCAAGUCUGUGCCUCCUCGUGAUCUAGGCAGCUCGGAAAAGGGACAAGCUGCUUUGCCCAGAGAGCCUCUCGAACCACUGCACUUUCCAGAUCUUGAAUAUAAAAACAAGGAGGAAAAAGAGGAAGAAAUUCAGGGAGAAGUCAGUCAUCCUGAUGGAAAGGUAGAAAAGGUUUAUAAGAAUGGGCGCCGGGUUGUACUGUUUCCCAAUGGAACUCGGAAAGAAGUGAGUGCGGAUGGGAAGAGCAUUACUGUUACGUUUUUCAAUGGUGAUGUGAAGCAGGUCAUGCCGGAUGAGAGAGUGGUCUACUACUAUGCCGCUGCCCAGACCACUCACACCACAUACCCAGAAGGCCUCGAAGUCUUACAUUUCUCAAGUGGACAAAUAGAAAAGCAUUUCCCAGAUGGAAGAAAAGAAAUCACAUUUCCUGACCAGACCAUCAAGACUUUAUUUGCUGAUGGUCAAGAAGAAAGCAUCUUUCCAGAUGGCACAAUUGUUCGAGUACAACGUGAUGGCAAUAAAAUCAUAGAGUUUAAUAAUGGCCAACGAGAGCUCCAUACUGCCCAGUUCAAGAGACGAGAAUAUCCCGAUGGGACUGUUAAAACUGUCUAUGCAAAUGGUCAUCAAGAGACAAAAUACACAUCUGGCCGAGUCAGAGUGAAGGACAAAGAUGGUAAUGUUCUAAUGGACAGAGAAUUGUAAAGAUCUUUGUGGGAUUAAUCAUGAAAUAACACUAACUAGUUUUUCUGUUGAG
Messenger RNA from Psammomys obesus (fat sand rat), 3568 nucleotides. It is a transcript of the gene Cpap, whose product is annotated as centromere protein J. NCBI's taxonomy places the organism in Eukaryota, Metazoa, Chordata, Mammalia, Rodentia, Muridae. Gene Ontology annotation, molecular function: tubulin binding. Gene Ontology annotation, cellular component: nucleus; centrosome; centriole. The transcript has 15 exons. Gene Ontology annotation, biological process: cilium assembly; centriole elongation. The coding region runs from base 1 to 3516 and encodes 1171 amino acids. The record is from RefSeq and is a predicted model, not a curated record.